UGUUUCUGAGGCAAUUUUUACCUCACGUCAAGUUAUGAACUAUUUUUAUACAAAGUGUAAUUAAUGUUAAGGGAUGCACGAAAUUUCGACCAAAAUGCCAUUUUAUGUUUUUGGCCGAAAGAAAAAAAUGCACAUUUGGCGCCUUGGAUUUUACCUCAGUGCUACAGAUUUUACUCGCGCUUCACUCGGGUUUUCUAUUUAUACCAAGUGCCAAUAGUCUCCAAUGCCGCAUUCAGUAGACUUACUUACUUACUUUAAUCAUUUAACUUUUUUCUUAACAUCUGACCAAAAUAUAUUAUGUAUUUUUUCUUAUUGUCAGGAUGUCAGCACAAAGCACGCCUUACCGCCGCCCUCCACCAAUGACAUGCAAAUGUGUUGUCACAUCUACAUCAUCCAGAGCUGCCUCCUAUGAGAUGGAGGGGGAAAGAAUUAAAAUCGCCACCAUCAAAACCAAAACCAUCAGUGUCCUCACUGACGGCCACAGUUCUUUUUUGGCACCGACUGAUGGGGUCAUCCCUCUUUUUGAAGAGGGGGAAACAUAUGUAAUUAAAGGCCAUUCGACAUCCAUUAAGUAUGGAAGAAAGUGCCUUUUUAUUGGGCCAAACACAAAAAAAUAUUUAGCCCCCCCACUCGACCUAACAGAUGAGGCCGAGCAAAAGGCAAGAGACACCCUGACAUUUCCAUCAACUAUGAUGACUGGGGAAGAGGAGGAUCUAUUUACCCGAGGAGGGUACAUAACUAUCAAGGGUAAAAUAGAAAAAUUGCAGGUGGCAAGAAUGAUCACAGUGAAAGACGAAAACGUCCCCAUCUUGGACCUAUCCCUCCGCUGUGGAGACAGGAUAAUUCAAAUCUCAAUGUGGAGGGAUGAGGCCCUAACAGAGCUCCACUUGGGAGAAGAAGUGGAGCUCUCCCACCUUAGGGCUGCUAUUCGACCUGAUGGCCAGUGCAAACUUAAUUCUUCCACCUAUACCCGUGCCCAGGUUGCUGACCUGAGGACCGAAGAGACCGUACGAAUCAUAGCAGUGAAUCCUGGAGAAAACGAGAUGGUCUUGCUUGCAGCAGACUUCACAGAAUACAUCCUGCCCACUGAUGUUUAUAGAGGAACUUGCAGAGAAUUACUGCAAAGGCUUCCACUGCAUACAACAAUUGUACACACACACUCCAAAAUCAUUAGUAUGCAUGGUUUAGGUCAGAAUGAAAUGUAGGUUAAAUAAAAAAAGAUUAGCCUACUUGUUGCAUGCAGUAUUGCAGUAGGGCCUGUUAGUUGUUACCUAUAUUGUUGUUGCUGUUUAAUUGUUUAGUAAUUUGUUUAUUAUUUAUUAAUUAUAUGAUACAGAAAGAGUGGUGAUAAAAUAGCAUAUAAAAUAAUUAAACUAUUUCUUAAUAUGAAUUGAAAAGUAUGAUUGUUUUGA
This is a messenger RNA of Paramisgurnus dabryanus, 1412 nucleotides long. The record is from RefSeq and is a predicted model, not a curated record. NCBI's taxonomy places the organism in Eukaryota, Metazoa, Chordata, Actinopteri, Cypriniformes, Cobitidae.